AUGAAUAAGACUCUUCGAGUUAUUCAACUGAAUGUGAGAAAACAAGGGGCAGUGCACGAGAGCUUAAUGAAUGACGAAGAGACUCAGAACGCGGUGGCGUUAGCGAUCCAGGAACCCCAGGCGAGGAGGAUUCAAGGCCGGCUCUUGACUACCCCGAUGGGACACCACAGAUGGACGAAGAUGGUUCCCUCUACUUGGAGGGAAGGCAGGUGGGCAAUUCGAAGCAUGCUCUGGAUUAAUAAAGAUGUCGAGGCGGAACAAGUGCCAAUAGAGUCCCCGGAUCUCACGGCUGCGGUUAUUAGGCUUCCCGAGCGACUGAUUUUCAUGGCAUCAGUUUACGUGGAAGGGGACAAUGCCUCAGCUUUGGACGACACAUGCAAUCAACUACUCAACGCAAUCACGAAUGUACGGCGAGAUACGGGUGCGGUGGUGGAGAUUUUGAUUAUGGGAGACUUCAACCGGCAGGACCAACUCUGGGGAGGAGACGACGUGUCUUUGAGAAGACAAGGCGAAGCGGACCCAAUCAUCAAUCUCAUGAGUGAAUACGCUCUCAGCAGUCUUGUCACACGAGGCACAAAGACAUGGCAUGGCGGAGGAUACAGCGGGGACUGCGAGUCGACGAUCGACCUGGUCCCGGCCUCAGACAACCUAACAGACUCAGUGAUUAAGUGUGCUAUACUCGGGACGGAGCACGGCUCGGACCACUGCGCUAUUGAGACCGUCUUUGAUGCGCCCUGGUCGCUCCCAAAGCAUCAGGGACGACUUCUGUUGAAAAAUGCUCCAUGGAAAGAGAUCAAUGCCAGGAUAGCGAACAUUCUUGCCGCCACUCCUGCGGAGGGCACAGUGCAGCAGAAAACCGACCGGCUCAUGUCGGCGGUUUCAGAAGCGGUGCAUGCGUUAACACCAAAGUCAAAACCAUCACCAUACGCGAAGCGGUGGUGGACCGCUGAUUUAACGCAGCUCCGUUACAUACACACAUACUGGAGAAAUCACGCCCGCUCCGAGCGGCGGGUGGGACGAAAAGCACCCUACCUGGAGACGAUGGCCCGAGGCGCGGCAAAACAAUACCAUGAUGCCAUCCGGCUGCAAAAGAAAAAGCACUGGAAUCAAUUUCUUGCCGACAAUGAUAACAUAUGGAAAGCAGCUAGAUACCUGAAGUCGGGAGAAGACGCAGCGUUCGGGAAGAUCCCGCAGCUCCUCAGAGCGGAUGGGACCACGACCACUGAUCAUACGGAGCAGGCAGAAGAAUUGCUGGCCAAAUUCUUCCCGCCCCUGCCGGACAACAUUGACGAUGAAGGGACUCGACCACAAAGAGCGCCAGUCGAGAUGCCUGCCAUCACGAUGGAGGAGAUCGAACGACAGCUGAUGGCGGCAAAGUCUUGGAAGGCACCCGGCGAAGACGGUCUGCCAGCAAUAGUCUGGAAGAUGACUUGGCCCAUAGUCAAGUACAGAGUCCUGGAUCUCUUCCAGGCGUCGCUGGAAGAAGGCACGUUGCCAAGACAGUGGAGACAUGCGAAGAUCAUACCGCUCAAAAAGCCGAACAAAGAGAACUACACCAUUGCCAAAGCAUGGAGACCGAUUUCGCUCCUCGCGACGCUGGGCAAGAUACUGGAAUCCGUGGUCGCAGAAAGGAUCUCACACGCGGUGGAGACUCACGGGUUGCUCCCGACCAGCCACUUCGGCGCCCGAAAGCAGCGGUCCGCGGAGCAAGCACUCGUACUCUUGCAAGAACAAAUCUAUGCGGCAUGGCGCGGCCGUCGCGUCGUGAGCUUGAUCAGCUUCGACGUCAAAGGAGCCUAUAACGGAGUGUGUAAAGAACCGUUGCUUCAGAGAAUAAAAGCGCGAGGCAUACCAGAGGAUCUACUCCGGUGGGUGGAGGCGUUCUGCUCGGAACGAACAGCAACCAUCCAAAUCAAUGGGCAACUGUCUGAGAUCCACAGCCUGCCACAGGCGGGACUGCCGCAAGGCUCGCCGCUAUCCCCGAUUCUAUUCCUCUUUUUCAACGCAGACCUCGUACAACGACAAAUCGACAGCCAGGGAGGUGCGAUUGCGUUCGUAGAUGAUUUUACCACAUGGGUGACCGGACCAACUGCGCAGAGUAACCGAGAAGGUAUUGAAGCAAUCAUCAAUGAAGCACUUGACUGGGAGAAAAGGAGCGGCGCGACUUUUAAAGCAGACAAGACAGCCAUUAUCCACUUCACUCCCAAAGCUCAUAAAUCGGACCAGGGGCUCUUCACUAUCAAGGGACAAACCGUUGAGCCCAAAGAUCAUGUCAAGAUCCUGGGCGUCAUCAUGGAUGCGAGACUCAAGUACAAGGAACAUAUUGCAUGGGCAGCAUCCAAAGGCUUGGAGGCAGCAAUGGAGCUGCGGUGA
This is a messenger RNA of Aspergillus luchuensis, 2373 nucleotides long. RefSeq lists its product as uncharacterized. Gene Ontology annotation, molecular function: catalytic activity. Bases 1 to 2373 code for a protein of 790 amino acids. The transcript has a single exon. Lineage: Eukaryota; Fungi; Ascomycota; Eurotiomycetes; Eurotiales; Aspergillaceae. The record is from RefSeq and is a predicted model, not a curated record.